Entamoeba invadens IP1 is the source of this 504-nucleotide messenger RNA. RefSeq lists its product as hypothetical. Bases 1 to 504 code for a protein of 167 amino acids. The record is from RefSeq and is a predicted model, not a curated record. The transcript has a single exon. Lineage: Eukaryota; Evosea; Mastigamoebida; Endamoebidae.
AUGACCAAGAAUGCCGAGUACUUCAAAAUUACUGUGGCUACCGGUGCUUACACUCGAAGCUAUUUUACUGACGCUGAUUGUAAAAUUGCUGGUACCACAGGAUCAGAAGCCAUUGACUUCACUGCUACAAGCACUUCAUGGAAGAAAAGUGUUGAUGCCAAAUACACAAAAGAGGUCGCCUUUACUGCUGAAGCCAAGACUGCAUGCCCAAAUAAAGACAAAAAGAUCGCUGGUGUUUACAACAAUGGUGUCUGCUAUAAAUUUGCUUCUGCAUACAAAAAGGCUGUUAUUAUCGAAGAUGCCGGUGUUAAAAAGUGGACUCUCGCUGUUUAUAACGAUGCUGCGUGCACCGAUCAAACUUCUACCCCAUCUAAAGUUGAGUGUAACAAAUGCACUAAUGACGUUUAUACUGCCUGCUAUGAAUCAGAAAGCCCAGUUGUUCCAGAUUCAUCUGCUAUUAACUUCAUCUUAUUGGCUUUGGCAAUUUUUGCCUUCCUUUUCUAA